GCGAGCCCCGCGGCGGUUUGUGGCCGGUGUGUGUAUGUCUUCACAAGGAUGACUUUACAGUCAAUUACCCCUCACACACACAAACAGCGUAUAUUCCUCCCGUUUUCCGCGUUCCAGAGAGCAGAGACCUCCAUGGCUUAACUCGGGACCGUGUCACGGACUUUAUUCGUUUCUGAGUUGGAUUUUUGCGCUAUUUUUCGCGCCCCUCACGAGCUAAGCUAAGUUAUCGAGCUCGCGAGCUAAGACUGGAUUUGUGCAAAUUCUUCGUUUCUAAAAGUUCCGUACGCGGCAAAUACCACACGAAUGACUGGUUUCCACGGAUAAAUCCACUUGGAGUUAUUUAUAAAGACACUCCCGGGUCGGACGGUUUGAAAGGAAGAAGGGCCAACAUUACCUCAGCGAAGCUAACGAGCUAAGGAGCUAACGCUCUCGUGCACAAGAAAACACCCUCUGCGCGAGCAGUUUAUUAACGCUUGUAGUGACGAUCAGCUCAUUAGAUCUUGCGUUUAACGUUAACGAUUGGGUUAAUGAGGUAUUUUAUGUUUUUGUUGACAUGUUAAAUGUCUGACCUGUCUUGGGGAGUGGUGGUCUGUGCUUGCAUAGUUCAGCUGAACCCACUCACAUUAUUAGUCUUCAUUAGUGUGUUCAUCAGUCGCAUAAGUGCAUAUUAGGGCUUUUUGUGGCUUAUCGAUCAGUUAUACCCGAACAUAUUUGGUCAAUAUUCGGGAAUAAUCGCACCUCAAAUGGACAGUUUUAUUUAGAGGGCAGGUUCACUAACCAACAGACUAUUAGUCCAAAUACGCCUCCGUAAGUGUGUUUCUGGUUUGUUUCCUGAACAGGCAUAUGAUUGUAACUGGAAAUGAGUCGUGUUGGAAACGUGGUUUAGUUACGUUUUGAAUCGAAUUGCGGAUUGUCAUCUGCAAACAUCGAUUUGUAUGGAAGUGGGCAGCUUUAACUUGACACAGUCUUGGGUCAUGGGGGUCGUUCAAGGGGGCGAAAUGUCAUCUACGUAGUCUCUAAUUAGUAUUUUUGACGUUAUGUAGUCUUUUCUUAUAGCUGAUGUUUUUCUUAUAAUGUGUAUUGGUCUCCGUUCCACGACCGACACCUGAUAUUUUAGUAAAAACAAUAUUGAAUUGGAACAACUGGUCAGUCUGGAUAAAGAAGCCCUGUCUUUUGUGUCUGGUUGGAGUCACACUCCCAAGCCAUCCUCAAUGCCUUCAGCGCUGGCCGUGUUCACCUGCCGACCGAAUUCACACCCGUUUCAGGAACGACAUGUCUACCUGGAUGAGCCGGUCAAGAUCGGGCGCUCGGUGGCCCGGUGUCGCCCUGCCCAGAACAACGCCACCUUCGACUGCAAGGUGUUGUCCAGGAAUCAUGCUCUGGUGUGGUUCGAUCACAAGACAGGAAAGUUCUAUCUCCAGGACACCAAAAGCAGCAAUGGCACCUUCAUUAACAGCCAGCGUCUGAGCCGUGGGUCAGAGGAGAGCCCACCAUGUGAGGUGCUCUCCGGUGACAUCAUACAGUUUGGGGUGGAUGUGACCGAGAACACCCGGAAAGUCACUCAUGGCUGUAUAGUGUCGACCAUCAAGCUCUUCCUACCAGAUGGCAUGGAAGCUCGGCAACGAUCGGAUUCUGUUCCAGCACCACUACCACUAGCUAUUGAUAAGGUGUCUGCAAAUACACCCAGUAUGUAUUCUCAGGAACUGUUUCAGCUCUCCCAGUACCUGCAGGAGGCCUUACACAGAGAGCAGAUGUUGGAGCAGAAGUUGGCCACUCUUCAGAGGCUGCUGGCCAGCACACAAGAAGCAUCAGAAAACAGCUGGCAGGCUCUAAUCGAUGAGGACCGGUUACUCUCCAGAUUGGAGGUGAUGGGGAAUCAGUUGCAAGCAUAUUCAAAAAACCAAACAGAAGACAGUAUCCGCAAGGAGCUUGUAGCCUUAACAGAGGACAAACACAAUUAUGAGACAACAGCCAAAGAGUCCCUGAGGCGGGUCCUUCAGGAGAAGAUCGAGGUGGUCAGGAAGCUGUCCGAGGUGGAGAGGAGUUUGAGUAACACAGAGGAUGAGUGCACACACCUGAGAGAAAUGAAUGAGAACACACAAGAGGAGCUCCGAGAACUCGCCAACAGAUACAACGGAGCUGUCAGUGAAAUCAAGGAUCUUACAGAAAAGAUUAAGUUGGCAGAGGGCAAACACGAGGAGCUCACUCAGAAAGGACUGAACGAGAAGAAAGAACUACAGUUGAGGAUUGAAGAGAUGGAAGAGAAGGAACAAGCGCUUCAGGCCCGAAUCGAAGCCCUGCAGGCAGACAACGACUUCACGAACGAGAGACUGACGGCCCUGCAAGUGCGGUUAGAACAGCUGCAGGAGAAAAGCAUAAAAGAAAACAACAGUCUAGACCACUUUCUUUUAAAGAGUGGAGGAGACUGCACUUUAAUCCAACAGUACAUUGAGUGUCAAUCGGUGAGGCAGUUGAAGGAGGCUGUGGACUCGUCUAUUAACAAACUGUCCAACUUUGACGAAGUCAUUGAUGCACAUCUUCAGAAUAAUCAGACGACCGUUGACAACAGCCUGGCAAGUCCAGACAGACUUAAAGAAAACCAAAUAGACGUGAAAGAGUGUGACAUGUCAGAUACUCUGAGCCCCAGCAAAGACAAAAGCAGUGACGACACGUCAGACGGACAGAUGGAUGAACAAGAACAGAACGAGACUCAAAACAGGGUUUCUCUUCUGAAAGAGAUGGACAGGAACCUGGAAUCUGGAGACACUGAGCAGGUUAUUCCACACCUCCACAGAGAGCUGCAGGAGGCGCAGGAGCUCGCCAACACCGGCAAACAGAAAUGCCUCGAGCUUCAAGCUCUGCUGGAAGAGGAGAGGAGAACAAACAGACUGCAGAUGGAAGAAUCUGCUAAACAGAUCCGCUUCUUGCAGACUCAGCUAUCAAAGCUUCAGUCUGACAUGGAAGCUUUGCAUGAACAGAGGGAGAACACUAUUACCAGCACCAGAGAGGAGCUCUACAGCGCUCAGGAGGAAAUCCUGGUGCUCCGUCACGCCAUGGAGACCGCCACCGCCGAGCGGGAGCGCGAGAUCACCGCCCUGCAGGGAGACCUUAGCAUAGUCACUGCCGAACUUGACAAAUGGAGACAGACGGCCGCCAAGUAUGAAGUGGAAAUCAGCAAUCUACAGGCCAGUUUUCAGAUGCAGAGCCAGCACCAAGAGAGAGCCAGUCAACUACAAGGUGAGCUGGAGAAGCUUCAGACCGAGUGCUCUGGUCUUCAGAAUGAAUGUGACAGUUUACGUGCUGAGAAAACCACACUUAUGCAGAAACUGCACAGACUGGAGGAUGAGCUCAACAGCUCCAGAGAGCAGAGUGCGACACUCAGCAGCAGUUUAAAUGCUAUGGAGAAAUCACAGGGUGACCUGGAAAAUAAACUGGGCUCCAUACAAGACCAGCACCAAGAGGACGCCAGCAAAUUGAAGAUACAAUUGGCCCACGCCGAGAACCGCACCAGAGAUCUGCAGAAGGAGUAUGAUGACACUCAGAAUCUGCUGUCAGAUCUCAGGCAGCGGUAUGAACAGACCGAGCAGGAGAAACACUCCAUCAACGAUGAGCUGGAGCAGUGCAAGGCCAAUCUGAAACUCCUGCAAGAGAAAGGCAGCAAUCCAUCCAUAUUGCAGCCUGUCCAAGCCAUUUUCAUCGGUCUGUUCCUGGCUUUGCUGUAUUGGUGCUUCAGCCAGUUGUGGUAGAAAGAGCGGAUGGAUGCCCUGGAUGCCGGUGGUCGCCGCCGUGGUUGCAGUGACAGCAGUGGUGUUUUAUCCCAACCUAACUAAGAGCUCGUCCUGAGAGCACAAACCAAUUGCAACACUUGUUUCUACCACUUCCUGUAUGUCUGUAGGACGAGGUCUAAAUCUGAACAUAGUACCUCCAUAUUUACAGCCCCCUGGGUCUCAACAAUGUCUGUGUAAAUGCAAAUGUAAAUAAUAUAGAAAGACUGAGGGGAUAAAGUUGUAUCGCAUAUUUUAGAAUAAAUACUCUAUCUGCAUUUUUGACACUCAGAUGGGAAUUUCAGAUUAUUAAGAUGGACAAAACUAGGCCUGACUUUUUCUUGGAAGGGGUUACCACGUUUUCUGUUAGUAUUUUUUUAGUUAACUUUUCUUGUGGUUUGCCAUUUUAGUUGUUAAUGUGGUAUUCCAAAUAGAUGUAAAGCCAAAUGAGAAACUCUAGGGCACAACUUGAGGGGGUGAAGUGCCUACUUUAAAUAGUUCACAUUGAAGUGCCACUCUUGCAGCAUCACAUUCAUUCGAUUUGAAAAGAAAAAUGUCAAAAUUUCACUAUUGUCUGUGCUGUUACUGUGUGUUCAAACCAACAUGCUUCUAGCACAGUGAUGUCGUUGUACUCUAUGGCUGUUUUCUCUUGUAUCGUGUAUUCUAAGCAAAUGUUCAUGUCAAAGACACUACAAGUAUCUAGGUGAUUUUGAAUUUCAAUUUUCUUGACAUGUAAGAUUGUGGUCAAUGUCAAACGGAAUGGAACAUUGACUUUAAAACAAACGUUGUAGCUUUUUAUCAACACACUUAAGACGGGGCACUUUCAUUUCACGGCUACGGCCCAUCGUUUGUAUGCUAAAAUGAUCUUCUACAGUACCUCCUGAAAAAGGCUCUGGGAUUUUUCUUUUCUCACAGUAUGAAACCGAAAGCAAAGGCACUUCAAACAAGUGAAAAAAUGAUAAUAAAAAUGGGUGGAAGUGUCAAAAAUCCACACUUAUGAAGCACAGAAAUGGGUGCGAGUGAAUUAUUUUGGUGGUGUAAAGGGGAUGAGUUUACAUUUGGAUGUGUGGGUUGUUUUGAGAUUGGUGCGAUAAGAAUUAACCAAUGAUGUGUUUGCUGUGUGCUUCACAUUUGUCUGCUGUGCUGUAAAUAAACAGUCGUCGAGCAAAACCGCAAUUCAUCUAAUUCAGCCAUGUCAAGAAUUUUUUUUUUUUUUUUUUUUCAUCUUUUU
Myxocyprinus asiaticus (Chinese sucker) is the source of this 4995-nucleotide messenger RNA. It is a transcript of the gene slmapa, whose product is annotated as sarcolemma associated protein a. Lineage: Eukaryota; Metazoa; Chordata; Actinopteri; Cypriniformes; Catostomidae. Gene Ontology annotation, molecular function: protein binding. The coding region runs from base 1212 to 3746 and encodes 844 amino acids. The record is from RefSeq and is a predicted model, not a curated record. Gene Ontology annotation, biological process: regulation of voltage-gated sodium channel activity; protein localization to plasma membrane; regulation of membrane depolarization during cardiac muscle cell action potential. The transcript has 24 exons.